Messenger RNA from Lichtheimia ornata, 678 nucleotides. RefSeq lists its product as uncharacterized. The record is from RefSeq and is a predicted model, not a curated record. The transcript is spliced from 5 exons. NCBI's taxonomy places the organism in Eukaryota, Fungi, Mucoromycota, Mucoromycetes, Mucorales, Lichtheimiaceae. Gene Ontology annotation, biological process: late endosome to vacuole transport; endosome transport via multivesicular body sorting pathway; protein transport. Bases 1 to 678 code for a protein of 225 amino acids. Gene Ontology annotation, cellular component: multivesicular body; ESCRT III complex.
AUGGCCAGCACACUUAAUAGCAUUCAGCGGUUUUUUGGCAAAAAGACACCAGAAGAACUUGUGAGGAAAUGGCGACAAGAGAUUCGUGCACAACAACGAGCUCUCCAACGACAAAUUUCAGCCAUUGAUGUCGAAGAGGCCAAGGUCAAAAAGUCCAUCAAGCAAGCAGCUAAAAAGGGUGAUGCCAAGAUUUGCAAGACACUUGCCAAGGAACUGAUACGCUCACAACGACACAAGAACCGACUUCACACAAGCAAGGCCCAGUUGAAUUCAAUCAUCAUGCAACUAGAGCACCAACUAGCAACCAUCAAGGUGGCAGGCACACUGCAAAAGAGUGGACAGGUUAUGAAAAUGGUCAACCAACUUGCUCGGUUACCAGAGAUCUCACAAGCUAUGCAACAAAUCUCUAUGGAAAUGACAAAGGCUGGCAUCAUGGAUGAAAUGAUCGAGGACACAAUGGAUAUGAUGGAUGAUGAGGAUAUUGAAGAAGAGGCGGAUGAAGAAGUGGAAAAUGUCCUAUUUCAAAUCACAGAUGGUCUCCUUGGACAAGCAGGGCCUGUUGGACCAGCUUUGGAGAAGAAGCCUGAAGUACAAGUGGAGGAAGAGAGUGAGGAAGAGGAACCUGAACUGGACAUGAUGCAAAAACGUCUACAGGUAAAGAUCGCAAUUGAAGAAUAG